CAGUCAAGUCUCACACAGAUGCUGCUGCUACUGGGUCAGUGUCAUACCAUCUAUUAAUAAAAAGAGUCACAACAGCCACGGCGAGAAGAAAUGAGGGGGAAAUCUGCAUAAACCAGUUCUGCUUUUUCCUUUAGUCUGGGGAGAUGAUUCAGCGCGCAGAUAACAUGAGACAACAAAGCUUCAACUUCCGAUAAAAAAACGCCCUUUAUCUACCUAUUUAUUCGUUUUCUGCGACCUCCUCUCAGGUGCUAUUGUCUCGCCCACCUUUCACCCAGCUGGCAUACAGUCACAGACUCCCGCUUGUGCGCUCUUCAUUGCGGUUACCCAUCUGCACAGGCGGCUGCGGCUUGUUGGUAAACACGAACCGAAUCCCGGCGGCAAGGACUCCCUCUGGUGCAUUGAUGCACCCGUUUCAGUGGUGUAACGUUGACCUUCAUAGUGAGACGUAAUGGCUGUCUCCCUCCAAGUGUUCCCCCAGCAUUCACUGCUGUAAUUCAGCCCUUCUGCUUCCCAUGAAUAGUGAGGGUGCUUCUGUGGUCUAGGACUGGUUUACUCCAACAAGUCGUGCACCAUGCCGCCCAUCACCUUCCAGGACCUGCCUCUCAACAUCUACAUGGUCAUCUUUGGGACAGGCAUAUUUGUCUUCAUCCUGAGCCUCAUCUUCUGCUGUUAUUUCAUCAGUAAAUUACGACACCAAGCCCAGAGUGAACGUUUUGGAUACAGAGAGGUAGUUCUAAAAGGAGAUCCCAAAAAGUUGAGUCUUCAUGGGCAGACAUGUGCCGUGUGUCUGGAGGACUUCAAAGUGAAAGAUGAGCUGGGAGUGUUGCCAUGCCAACAUGCCUUUCACAGGAAGUGUUUGGUAAAGUGGCUGGAGGUGCGCUGUGUCUGCCCCAUGUGUAACAAACCCAUAGCCGGCCCCCCGGAGCAGCAUCACAGCAUAGGGACUCUGCUGGAUGAACUGGUGUAACCUUUGGGCAGCUGCCAGCCUGGGUGGGGCGCCGGUGCUGGGCCACACCAGCUGGUGCAAGUUAGUGACCAACAUGAGGAGGGCCACGGCUUUGCCAUUAAAAUACAACAGAGCCCGAAACAUUAUGAUAGUAAGUUGGGGGUAACCUAGUUACCACCAAGAGGAAGACCCUAAAGGAUGCUGUUGCUUAGCAACAACCUCUGUGAUAGCAACAAGAUACCUUACAGUGUGAGAGAUUAUCUUCAGCCACCCACACAUCACUCCACCACCCUACUUUGAAGAUCCUCCUCUGCACCCGUUCUUCACAUCUUCUAUUGCUGCCUUGAGUGAGGUUAACAGCACCAAUGAAGAAGAGGAGGCAGCGUUUUUGCACUGCAAUGUGGACAAAUGAGUGUUGACAGAUAAAAGUGGGACGCACCGUAUAAGUCUUGCAUGUCAGGGUGGGUGCUGGCAUGAAAUGAUACUCCCAUCAGCUGAAAGUCCUGUGGAAAAUAAGCAGACAAUGCUUCAUCAAUUCUUCUAGAGGAAAAGAUCUGAGAAAAGCCAAAUACAGGCAAAUUCAUGCUUUUUGUUUUAUGCUCCUGUCAGUAGCACAAGCUCAGUUUUGAGUUCAUGAAGAAGAGCUGAUAGAGGAAGAGCAUCAAGUGCUGAGCAAAUAAUGCUGUAGUAAACAAAAAAAUAGGCAGGAAUGAUUUUAAGUGUUCUAAAAGAUUCAAUUGGAGUCACUGUAAUUAAAAAAAGUUGUGAAAAAUAACUAUAAAAUGUGAAUUGACACCAUACUAGUAGUAUCUAAAGUAUUUAUAUUAAUAGCUCAAGCUUUUUUCCAUUUGUAGCAAUGUUUUCAUCAAGUCAAACCAACUCAUUUUUCAUGUGUAUAAUCCAUAUUGAUGCCCACUUCUACAGUGGUUUACAUUCUGUACAUGCUGCAGACUUUUCGUUUCCCACCAUGAUGUUUUAAUUCUAAGACAUGUUUUUUGUUAAUAUAGAUGAAAUGAACUGAAACAUCCUGCCUCCCACUCUAACAGUUUAUUUGAAAUAUGUUGAGGAUUAUUUUUAAAUGUUGCACUUUGGAUUUACAGAAAAAAGGUCUCUGUCUGUCCGUCUUUCUGUCAGUACUGUUUGUAUGUAGCACAGCAGAACCCUUAUUUUUAAGCCUACAAAGCAAAGGAGCUGAGAGGUAAAGAGGUAAAGAGGUAAGGAAUGCAGCCUUUUUUCAUGUGAGAAGCAACAUAGAAUUUUUGUGACUUGUUGCUCAUGGUUCUGUUACACAUUCCUUAGUUGCUGGGUUGAUUUCUCUGAUAGCGAAACACUGCCUAAAUUGAGCACAAAACUCAUAAAGCACAUUGUGCAAAUACAGCAGGCACCUGCACUGUAAUACAAAUGUCCAUGAGCCAAGAAAAGGAAAAAAAAAAGGCAAACAUGCUGCAUUUUCUGCACAUGAGCAAGAGAAACAUUCACUCUGACUCCAACCACAUUCCAUGUUUUGUAAACCAACAGAUGUAAAUAACUUGAAAUGGUGAUAUUAAAGUUGUCUGUUCA
Melanotaenia boesemani (Boeseman's rainbowfish) is the source of this 2506-nucleotide messenger RNA. It is a transcript of the gene rnf122, whose product is annotated as ring finger protein 122. The transcript is spliced from 7 exons. NCBI's taxonomy places the organism in Eukaryota, Metazoa, Chordata, Actinopteri, Atheriniformes, Melanotaeniidae. The coding region runs from base 572 to 967 and encodes 131 amino acids. The record is from RefSeq and is a predicted model, not a curated record.